Kazachstania africana CBS 2517 is the source of this 1557-nucleotide messenger RNA. It is a transcript of the gene TOS3, whose product is annotated as serine/threonine protein kinase TOS3. Gene Ontology annotation, cellular component: cytoplasm. Gene Ontology annotation, molecular function: protein serine/threonine kinase activity; ATP binding. The transcript has a single exon. The record is from RefSeq and is a predicted model, not a curated record. NCBI's taxonomy places the organism in Eukaryota, Fungi, Ascomycota, Saccharomycetes, Saccharomycetales, Saccharomycetaceae. Gene Ontology annotation, biological process: peptidyl-serine phosphorylation; autophagy. The coding region runs from base 1 to 1557 and encodes 518 amino acids.
AUGACACUGAUAAAAGAGUGUAGUAAGGUUAAAUUAUCGUAUAAUCCGACAACAAAGAUACAAAUUUUAAAUAAUUAUGAAGUUAAUAAUGAAUUAGGUGUUGGCACUCACAGUAAAGUUAAACUUGGUAAAAAUUUAUUCUCCAAUCAAACUAUUGCAUUAAAGAUAGUAAAUAAAGUUUUACCAAAUAAUGAAAUUAAAAUUUUACGAAAGAUAAAUAAUCAACAUAAUAAUUUAAUUAAAUUAUUCGAGAUUUUAAAUGAUCAUCAUUCUAAAAAGAUUUAUCUAGUAUUGGAAUAUUGUCCCUUGGGAGAAAUAGUUUGGUAUCCAAAUGUAACAACUGCAAAUAACUCAAUUGGUCCAGGCCAAUUUUCCUUCCAAAGGUGUAAAGAAAUUUUAAAAGACAUAACAUCAGGUCUAAGUUAUUUGCAUUGUUUAAAUAUUAUCCAUAGAGACAUUAAACCUUCAAAUUUAUUAAUUUCCGAUGACGGCACCAUCAAAAUCUCAGAUUUUAGCAUUUCAAUGAUACUAGAUUAUGAAACUGUCAAUCUAAAUGAUAUCUAUAUGACGGUAGGAACACCUUUAUUCUUCUCUCCGGAGAUUUGUCUAGGUUGUACAGAGUUCUAUUCAAAAUUCAAAAUUAACGUAAGAAAUAAUGAUAUCUUCUACAUGAUCGAUACGUGGUCAUUAGGUGUAACCUUAUAUUGCCUCAUUUUUGGUAAAUUACCAUUUAAUUCUAAACACGAACUAGAAUUAUUCAAUAUAAUAAUAAAUGACGAUCUUCAAUUUCCAACUUUUAACACUUGUUAUAACUUAUCAACAAUGAAAGAAUACGAAUUGAGCAAAAAUUUAUUAUCAAACUUAUUAACAAAAAAUCCAUUGAAAAGAUUUAAUACAGAACAAAUUCUAUUACAUCCAUUCCUCACUGAUACAACAAGCUUAUCAAUACAACCUCCACAAUUGUGCAUCACCGAUAUAGAACAAAUCAAUGGUACGUUCAACAAUUAUACUACAAAUGCAAAUACAACCAAUAACCUCAACAUAAUAGACCUACCGAUUAAUUCAUCAUUUGCAUCAUUAGAUAGUUUUUAUGUGGAAAACUUUGCAAUGUCAAAUUUUGAGUCCGAUAAUAGUAUCUUUAAGAAUAUUGCAGCUUCAAAUUUCGCAUCAACUAAAAAUUUAAUAAUGACGCCAUCAUCAAGCAAAUUAAAUUAUGCGGAUGAUAAAUCAAUCCUUUAUUCACCAAAUAAUGAAAGCUCAUUAUCAAUAAAAAAUAUUCCAAGUUUCAUAGCCUCAAUGUUGCCAUCAACUGGCACUGCUCCAUCUUUCCCACAGCCAAAACUCACAUUAUCAUAUCCAUCUUCUGAUUGUGAUGCAAAUAAUAACUACGAUUCUUCGGAUUAUGAUGACGAUGAUGGCGAAGAAUUGGUAUUUGAAAUCACAAACAGUAAUAGAAGAAGGACUAGAAUUGUUAAAAAUUCAAAUCAAACUGAUUCAUUAGAAAUGAAUGGUAAUGUAACAAGUGAAUUUAUCAAUAAAGGUAUAGCAUCAAUAUAA